AUGUCCAUACUCAAACAGAUCAUAUAUCUACUAUGCCUCGUGUGCUUCGCAGUAUGCGCCCCGCGACCGGAUAGCGGUGGCCAUGCUCCUUUACCAGGACCUGGACUCUCUUAUGGCGGCAUCCCCUACGGUAGUAUGAGUGGAAACGUAGCUGAAUACUUCAGAAAUGGUCCGAGACCAGUGUACGGGGGCCUUCGAAGCGGCGAACUAGACUACGCACCGAUCGAACAAUACUUA
Molecule: messenger RNA, 237 nt
Organism: Brenthis ino (lesser marbled fritillary)
Lineage: Eukaryota; Metazoa; Arthropoda; Insecta; Lepidoptera; Nymphalidae
Source: the annotation of a GenBank genome assembly